AUAAGGAUAAAAGGCAAAAAUCUUGGAUUUUUGUCUCAAGGAAGAAAUUUCAAAAUGAUAUGGUCAGAAGCAAAGAAAAGAAAGAAAGUUUCUAAAAUGUAUGGCCCCUCCUCAACUCAUGACCCAACAAGUCAAUCCUCAUGACUUGACUCAGCCGUUUUCACCACCACUUAAUAAUAAUACUUCCAUCCUUUAUAUUAUUUUCUCAAAAUAUGAAGUAUUACAACAAGUAUAUAUUUCAUACAACAAAAGGAAAAUAAAUACUAAAACGUUCGUUGCUAGCUAUUAUAUAAUAUUAUAGUAUUAUGGAGGUUAAGAGCAUGAAGAGUUGCAGUAUUCAGGAUGAUAUGCAGCAGGAAACAAUGAGUAGUAGCAGCAAACAUGUAGUCGCCGUCGAAGGAGGUGUCAUCGACGAUCAUGAAGGACCGCUUCCGGGUUUCCGGUUUCAUCCGACCGACGAAGAGCUGGUGUCGUUUUACUUAAAGAGAAAGGUUGAGAAGCGACGUCCCCUUAGUAUUGAGAUCAUUAAGCAGGUUGAUAUCUACAAGCAUGACCCUUGGGAUCUUGCAAAAGCAAGUAGCAGCAUAGGAGAUAAAGAGUGGUAUUUUUACUGCAAAAGGGGAAGAAAGUACAGAAACAGCAUUAGACCUAAUAGAGUAACUGGGUCUGGAUUUUGGAAAGCUACCGGGAUCGACAGGCCGAUCUACUCCAACGGAGGGGAAGGCCCCCAGUGCAUUGGCCUCAAGAAGUCACUAGUUUACUAUCGCGGAAGUGCUGGAAAAGGCACUAAAACCGAUUGGAUGAUGCAUGAGUUUCGUCUUCCCAAUGAUCUACAACAACAAGAUGAGGCUAACUUAGCCAACCCUAAAGACACUGCUCUAGAAGCUGAGAUAUGGACACUUUGUAGAAUAUUCAAGCGAAACAAAAGGCACACACCUGAUUGGAGGGAAUUAUCUAACAAAAAGAAUGCUGUAAAUUCAAGCUCAAAAACAAGCAGCAUUGAUUCCAACACUAAUCAAGAAUGUUACAUUAGCUUUGCAACUCAUCAAUCCUCAACACCUAACAAUGGCUAUACUAAUCUUUUCGUCCCCAACGAAGAUACUAAUAAUAGUAAUAAUACUAACAACGUUUGCAUAGGAACUCAAAAUAUUACUACAGGUGAUGAUGAAAAAAAUGCACAUUUUCAAGCAGAUCAUCAGCAACAACUGAAUCAUAUGGCUCAAAAUUCUUCAUGUACAACGCGGCCGAGCAUGUUGGAUCAUGUUCUAACAAAUGACGGGAAUGAUUUGCAGUAUUUUGCUUAUUAUGAGCAUAAUUGGGAUGAUCUUAAUUCAGUAGUAGAGUUAGCUGUGAAAAACCCUUUUCUGUAAGUGUUAAAUAACAUAUUAAUUAUUAACAUAUUGUUUAUAUAAUAGGAUAGGAAAGUUAUAAUAUGUCAAAUUAAACUUUUGGAUUUUAAUUUGCUCUAAGGAGAAUUUUUGUUCUUAUAAACUUCUACUGUAAUUUUUUUUUUUCUUUAGAGAUUUAGUAAUAUUGCUAUAUAUGUUGAUGUAGGACUCAUAUAACUAAUUGUUUACAGCUAGUAUACACCCAAGAGUAUCAUAUAUGCAGAAACACACACCCUUACCUUUUCUUUCUUUAUCAUUGAAAUCUCAUUUCACAUUUUUACUCAUUUUUUUAAAAAAAAUUUGGUGAAUUUGAUCACAACGUAGGCAUCGACGCAUCGUUUAGGUAAUUCCACUUCUUGUUUUCUUUUAUGAUGUGCAUUAAUCUUAUUCUUAUUUACAGAUUGGAGAGGGUAAUGUACAUAAAAACAAGCUACUCACACAAUUGGUAUACUAAUUCCCUCCUAAAACUUCUCUGCUUUCACAUUAAUGUACAUUUUAAUAAAAUCAUUUUUUUUUUUUUUGGUGUUGAUUUAUUCAUUUUAUAAAAGUGCAUUCUCUAAUCUUGCUUGGAAAUCUAUACGAUCAUUUGCUUUGUGGAAUCGCAUUCUUAAGGUACACAAAACUUACAAUGGUAUGAACUAUGAAGUGAAUGUACUUUGAAAUAAAUUGACUUUUUUUAUAUGUUUCUUUUAUUAAGUGAACCAGCUCGUCUAAGUUCUUCAAAUAAGUUAAACGAUGCCAAAGAAAGGAAAAAUAAAAUUUAAAAUUAAACAGUUUUGUCAAAGAAAUUGAUUUUAUGAAAAACCAGUUUUUAUAUUAAAAAAUUCACUGAAAAUUAAAAAAACAAAAAAUUGACAUAAGUUCACUAGUUUAUUAUUACCACAUUACAGUGAUAAUCACAGCUUAUUUAGCCAUUAGAACACUUCAGAUCUCGACCAAUUUAACAAGUCACAAACAU
Molecule: messenger RNA, 2346 nt
Organism: Chenopodium quinoa (quinoa)
Lineage: Eukaryota; Viridiplantae; Streptophyta; Magnoliopsida; Caryophyllales; Amaranthaceae
Product: transcription factor JUNGBRUNNEN 1-like
Exons: 3
Coding region: 306-1370 (354 amino acids)
Biological process (GO): regulation of DNA-templated transcription
Molecular function (GO): DNA binding
Source: RefSeq, a predicted model, not a curated record